AGAGGAACUAGGGAUGGGACUGAGGGCUGGGCCUGAGCGGUUUAGUCCUGAGAGAAAGGGGAGGUGCUAGGGUUAAAGGUGGGACAAAGAGGGGCCAGGGAGGAGCUGGAGACCCCGGAUGAAGAACGAGGCUAAAGUUUAGUCUUGGUCUGGGAAGACAACCCCGCCUAGAGUUGGAGGAGGUGGGAGGGGGGAACUGGGAAAGCAUGAAGCUGAGCUGGGGGCUGAGCAUUAUGCGAAGCUGAGAUUGGAGUUUACGGUUGGACUGAGGGCUUGGCCAAGCUGAGGUUCAGGGUUGGACUUCUGCGAGGAGAAAGUUCGGUAGAGACGAAGAACUGGUCUGAAAGCGAUGUGGGUCAGGACGACACUGACGAUUGAAAGGUGGUUUACGGAAGAGACCGAGUGCAAGGAAGAGAACGAGUGCAAGGAAGAGACCGAAUGCAAUGAAGAGAUCGAGUGCAAGGCCGAUGACUGGGAUAUAAACAGGUUACCCAGCUGGGAGAGAGGACACCUGCCGGCUGGUGCAGCAUCCACCACUGAUGCAUCUGCCUUCUCCUCGGAAGGUGAAUCCAAGGAGGCUGACAGGUGCUGCUGGAAACACAAUCAGUGUACAGGGCACAUCAUCCACCCCUUCCCCUCCGACUACAGCCACUGCAACCUGCACCUGCAUGCCGUCAGCCACUGUGACUGUGAUUCCAGGGCGAAAGAAUGCUCAGAGAAAGCCAACAGCAGCAGCUCCCAGGAUGCAGACCAAAUCCAUCCCCGAGAUGGGGGCUCAACUUGCUUCAGCAUCAUCCAGACCCCUUGCUUUGAGCUCAUCCCAGAACAGUGUGUGGAACGGGUCUGGUAUGGCUGGUGCAAAAGCUACAGGCCCAUCUCUGUGGCAGUGAUCCAUCAUCCCAUCCACCAUGAGUUCGGGGAAGAUGACCUAAAUGAAGAGGAAGAGGAGGAGGACGAGGAAGAAGUGAGCAAGCCUCCCAUUCCGACCCAGGUGGGGCCUGCCACCACACCCCCUGACCCAGGCACUGACACGGUCACUGGCAUCACCACCAGUAGCCCUGACUCGGCAGCGCCCAUCACCAUCUGGCGCUCCGAGAGCCCCACAGGGAAGUGCCAGGGCAGCAAGGUGAUCAAGAAGGUAAAGAAGAAAAAGGAAAAAGAGAAAGACAAGGAGGAGGACACAGAUAAGGAGAAGGCCAAGCUGAAGAAAAAAGUCAAGAAAGGCAAGUUGACUAAGAAGAAGAGCCCGGUUAAAUCACAGUCUUCACCUCCAGACUUGAGCAGAUCGUUGAGCCCAAGAGAGUUGGCCAGGAUGUCCGAGUCCAGCCCGGAAAGCCGGGAAGACCUGGAGAGUGAGGACAGCUACAACGAUGCCGGGCAGGAGGAACCCUCCAGUGAGGACAUUGUGGAGUCUUUGACAGCCAAGAAGAGAGAGAAGAACACAGUCCAGGCCAGGAAGAAUGGGCCAAAGGUCUCACAAGUCAGGAAGGUAAUCAAGAGGAAAUCUCCCCCAGUGUCGAACCCCAAUCUCAGUUGAGGCCGGGGGACCAGGGUGAAGAAUAAAUGCCAUCAAGCUUGUAGCCAACCCCCUGCUGCUGUUCUCUCUCCCUCCAACUGGGCUUCUUCUGGGGUGGGGGAGGGUCUCAGGGAUGCAGGGGUUCCUGAAGGGCGCUCCAGCUUUCCAGAAGAAGUCCACGGGAAGGUGAGUGGGAAGGAGACACUAUUCUACUGGGGGGAAGGAAGUGUUACAGCUGUUUCUUCUUAACAUCCUAGGACCAAGACAGGAGAAGAGCACACACACCUAAGUUGGGGGUGGGAAGGAGGGUUUCUCCUCUACUGGGAGAUUGAUCUGUGUGGACUCUGCUUCUAGGACAGGCAGUACUGUUUGCAGUGAUAACCCAAAAUAAAUUGAACCUUUUGAUCCACUCCG
Molecule: messenger RNA, 1930 nt
Organism: Choloepus didactylus (southern two-toed sloth)
Lineage: Eukaryota; Metazoa; Chordata; Mammalia; Pilosa; Megalonychidae
Gene: PROCA1
Product: protein interacting with cyclin A1
Exons: 5
Coding region: 350-1537 (395 amino acids)
Biological process (GO): phospholipid metabolic process; arachidonate secretion
Molecular function (GO): A2-type glycerophospholipase activity
Source: RefSeq, a predicted model, not a curated record